This is a messenger RNA of Geosmithia morbida, 1170 nucleotides long. RefSeq lists its product as uncharacterized. The transcript has 2 exons. The record is from RefSeq and is a predicted model, not a curated record. Lineage: Eukaryota; Fungi; Ascomycota; Sordariomycetes; Hypocreales; Bionectriaceae. The coding region runs from base 1 to 1170 and encodes 389 amino acids.
AUGGUCCAUACUACACUUGUACUUGUGUUUGCAGUAUCAAAGUAUCGAAACCCUGUUCCUGAGACGGAGCGCAUGGAGGCCUUCAGGUCGUCUCCUGUGCCGUCUCCUGUGCCGUCUCUGCGCCGAAACAACAGCAACCCCAAGCCUAGACUAGACAUUGACACCAAGACGGCCAUGGCAUCACCCGUCAUGCCCCAGAAGCCUACCAGUUACCGACGGAGUACUGACCCCAUGCCUUCCUUCUCCUACUCGUCCUCGUCGCCACUGGCCUCUCCAGUGUCCGUCUCGUCGCCCACAUCGUCCUGGACCCCGAGCUACUCGACAUCUAGCUACUCGACCCCUUCUCUGCCAUACCGGCCACGCACUGCCUCGCCCCUGUCGUCUGCCGGCGGCCACUCGCGAUCCCGCUCUGCCGCCAGCCUCUUGCCCCCCAUCUCUCGUACUCAGUCCAUGCCCGGAUUCGCCUCCUCGGGCCACGUCCUCCUCUCGCCCCGUGGCCUCACCAGCGGCGGCCGUAACUUCGCCAGACCAGAGAGCCCGUCCGGCUCGGGUUCACCCUCGCGUACCCGAAUCCCCAGGAAGCCCCUCGACGAGGCAUUCCCACCCCUGUCGCCCAUCCGCGCCUCGGUGCUCGACCCGGAACACCACCGCCCCCGCCAGGACGGCAGCCUCUCCCCCAUCCUCGGCGUCUCGACCAACAACACCGGCCGUCUGCGGAGGCCCUCUUCCCCCCUGCGGAGCAACACCUCCCUUCCCGUACCGGGUCCCUCCACGCCGUCCUCGUCUCCCUCCCACAAGCCUUACGACGGUGUCGCUCUUUCCUACGGGAUUAGUAGUAAUAGUAGCAGCAUCAGCGUCAGCGGCAGUCUGUCUUCGGUACCCUCGACGCCCACCUCGGCCCGGUCCAGGAGCCCGAGCAUCUCCAGCCUCGAGACUAUCCCCGACUCGCCCGACGCCGAGGAGAGGGCUCUCGAGGCCGAACGCAUCGCCCAGCUCAAGGCCGAUGCAGACGCCGCCGACUCGUCCGACUCCAAGUCCCGCGGCAGCAUCGACGUGCCAGCCCGCGGACGCACCAUGACGUUUGGAUCCAAGGACAAGCGUAAGCGGUGGAGUGUCUGCGGUGCCGAGCGCCGCGGGGACAUAGACCUCGAGACCAUCUGGGAGGAUUGA